AUUGAGAGACAGAGAAAGAGAGAAAACUUACGCAUAAAGCAAAGCAAAACAAUAUUUAAAAAUAGACAAAUUUUACGUUGAAAUCAAAAUGAAAAGUGCAUCGAGAUGGAAAUGUAAAUGAAAAGCAAAAACGAUCGGCAACUAAAAUAAAAUGUGGAAACAAUCAAUAGAGUUGAACCCUUAAAAAACAAGACAAUAUCCAAAAAUAUAAAUAUAAAUAACAAUUGCCCCGAAAACGCCAACAACUUGGCAACAAGUGAAACCAGCAACAACAACAACAACAGAGACUUUCCAGCAGCAAACUGCGUUGGUCGAAACAAUCAUCGGGCCAAAAAUAACAACAGCAGCCGCAGCAGCAACAGCAGAAAUAUCGUCGACGUCAGUUCCAGCAACAGGCAACAUUUGUUGCAGCAACAUUUGAUGGUCGCACUUGCAACUCGAUGUUGUUGCUUCUUUUAGCGUUCAUCAUGAGAUUCGUAGACAUUUCCAAAGUGCAACGACGGCAACGUUGCCCGGCCUGCGCCACAGCUGGCGUUGAUUGCUGCCCCCACAUCGAUGACAACGGCAACACAAUGCCUUGCUGGCAACAUGUUGCUGUCACCAGCAACAGCAGCAGCACCAGCAGCGGCUGUGACAGCAGCAGUUCUUCCAAGGAGAACUAUUAUGCACCCCAACAACAACAACAGCAGCAACAACAAAAACAGCAGCGACAACAGCACAAUAGCAACAUGGGCCUAACACCGCAGCAAUUGCAGCAGAUACGUUACUAUCAACACAUGCAGCAGCAUCAAUUGCAGUUGCUGCAACAACAGUUGCUGCAGCGACGACGCCUACAACAGCAAUUACGCGAACAGGGCGUCGUGUUGCCCAAAACAACAGCAGCAGCAACAACAACAACAACUGCAGGCUUGACUUGCAAUCAACAGUAUUUAAUGCAACAACGCCUGCAGCAACAACAACAGCAGCUACAAUAUGUCAACAACAAUAAUGACAAUGAUUAUUUGAACAACAACAAUAACAAUCGCAACAAAAACAACAUUAAUUACAACAGAAACAAUUACAAUAACAACAACCACAACAACAGCAACACUCAAGGAUUAAAACUUCGACGUGGCAUGACAGAAUUCUCAACAAAUAUCGAUAACCACAACAUCAGCAACAUCAACAGUAGCAGCCACAUCAACAACCAUAACGAACAUCACUACAAUACAUCGCUAUCUAAACCGCUAUCUAAACAAAACUCACCCGCAACUCAUACGCCAUAUAAGAAUAAAAAUCACACCCCAUCACAGCAUCCCCAUCUGCUUUUAAACUUAACCCAACAGCAACAGCAACAACUGUUGCCAGUCGGUGGUGUUAAGCAAUACAACGGCAACACGGCUGCAUACAACACAAUCUUGGCCAGCGUCAGCGGCCCCGGGUCGGCACCACAGUCCCCGCUGCACUAUCGAAAGCCCCUCAAUAGCCCCAACAAUUCGCUGUUUGCUGCACAUGCAACAACGGCUGGCAAACGCUAUCAGCAACAGCAGCUGAACGAUCGCCUGUUGCAGCAGCAACACUUGCAAUAUUGCCAGCAGCAGCAGCUGCAACAACUGCAACAGGAGCUCAAGGAUGAUGGUGAGCGGGAUGCCAGUUUAGCCUCCGAAGCCGAGGAACUGAGCGAAGAGAGCCUCAAACAGAAUGUGGCCAUUGUGCUGAGCAAUUUGGAUCGCUAUAACAGCGCCCUGCGUAGCAUUAUAUUAAACGAGCAGGUGAGCAACAUCAGCAGCGUGAUCACACACAGCAAUAGCAACAGUUUGUUCCUUGACGACGAUUGCGAUUACGACGAGCUGGACAACAAUAACUUUGUGUGGAACGCCGGCAAUCAGCAACAUCAACAACAGCAACAGCAAUUUGGGCAGCAGCAACAACAGGGGCAAAAAAUGGCGGCAACAAAUGUGGCAACACCCGAAUCCGAUUACAACAGCAAUGCAACAACGCCUGGUGGCCGCAGCAAUGAGCCUGUCCAGCAGCAGCAGCAUGGGGUAGGUGGUAUGAUGCUUUGUGGUGUCAAUGGUGGUGGUGGUGGUAUACUUGGUAGCGUCUCAGCUGUUGGUGGUGGUGGUAAUGUUGGUGGCAACAAUAUUAAUUGUUCGCUGGCCUCGUCGCAAGAUUUUACUCACGACAAUUCCGAUUAUCAGUGGUUCCUGGACUACGGUUACCGGGAUUGUUGCGGCGGUCUACAGCGCAGCGUACUCAGCUCCCUUUACUACGAUGAUUUGGCCAUGAAUUUGGAUGCCAAUCUCGCCGAGGCGGACAUGGAGAGUUUCCGGACUGAGGACAUACAUUCGCUGCUUUCACAAUUGCCCGCUUAUUGCAAGAGUCUGGGCGGUGUUAACAGUCGUCUGCAACAAUCAUUGAUAUUCCAACAACAGCAGCAGCAACAACAACAGCAGCAGCAGCAACAACAGCAGCAACAGAGCAACAUGAUGUGCAACAUGCAGCAGAUGUCGCACAACAUGUCGCAAACCUCAACAACAUCAACAAAUGAGCUCAUCGACAACUCCUUCUGCAAAUCGGAGUUGCUCUUCUCACCGGUCAAGGAGUCGCACAUCUCAGUGGACUCUCUAGAUAUGGAUGCGUAUCCCGACGAGGGCGACAUUAUACUCACCUGCAACAAGGACAACUAUACCAUCGCAUUCGAGGGCAGCGUUCUCUACUCCGACGACAGUUUCUACGCGGAACCAUGCGACAUUGCAGCGAGAAACAAACAGAACUGCAUCAAUCUGCACAGCAAUCUGGAUGACAUUGUGAAGCGUAACAAGGCCCUGGAGGUAUCCAUGUCACGAUCGGCACAAUCCUUUCAGCUGCUCUGCCAGUCGCCCAAUCGGGCCCCAAAUAAAGCUCAGCUGCAACGACGCUCGUUUCUCCUUGUCUCGCCCGCUCGCAGGUAUCCGUCGGGCAACAACAACAACGAUGGCACAGCGACGGAAACAAUCACACUCACACGCCACAUGCCGCAAUGCAGCGUAAGGAAGAGCAAUAGCCUGCCGAAUCUGCAGCGUGCGAUUGCGUUGAGCGAUCGUCUGCAGCGAGAGCGCGAGCAGCAGCAACAACAGCUACAGAGUGGGAGUGGCGAACAGGACGAGGAUCAGUCGGGACCACUGAAUGUGUCGCAGGCCAUAAGCACAUCGACCAUGGAGUCGUGCACGUCGCGUUCCCGUAACCUAUUGCCCAUGUGCCAGAUGCCCAUUUCGAUCAGUGUGUCCAUAUCAGAGCGCUUGCAACAAGAGCAGCAGCAGCAGUCAACAGAUCAGUCGGAGCAGCACAAAGAGCUGGUGAAUGCAGCGACGCCAACGCCACAACAGUCGCAGCAUCAGCAACACCAACAUCAUCAUCAUCAUUCGCAUCGGCACAAGCAUCGCUGCAGCUGCGCUUUGUCCUCGUCGGCUGCAUCGCAAGCACACAUCUCCGGCUCGGCGUCGUCGGGCAACUCCAAUCCGGCCGCCUUCAAUCUAGUCAAGCUAUUCAUUAAGCAGAAGAGCAGCAGCAGCAGCACCGGCGCCCCAGACGAGGCACAAGCCUGUGCUCUGACCAGCAUGGACGUCUCCUCCGGUUGUUGGCCCUCCAGCGAUGCCGCCGGCUCCAGCUGCAGCAGCAGCUCCCUGGAGAAGCGUUUGCGCAAGAAGAGCAUGAAUGACUCGGGCAAGGGUUCGGCGGUGAGUCGGCACGAGGACGAUGAGCACUACGAUGAGGCGGAGGCAGCGUCUACGCCGAAGCGUCAGUUGCGCACACGUUGCGAUGCAGUGUUCUACGAUGAUGGCGCCAGUUCUAGUUCGACGGGAUCAUUGACGGCCACCAAUUCGCCGGCCCAUCGGAGACGCAGCGUGCCACUGCGGAAUCCCCAACUGUAUCAGCUGGCGGCCAACACACAGACGCAGACGUCAACGCAAUGCAGCCAACAUUCGUCGGAGGCCAGCAAUUCGGAGCAGCUGACUCAGGUGCCACUCGGCGCCAAGUCACGACGUCCACUGUCGUGCGCCUCCAGCUCGGAGAUGAUAACCCGCUCGAUGCAGACAUCGUGCGGCUCGUUGAGCACCACACGCAGCAGUCUGAGUGAGCGAUACAAGUGUGUGCCGCCCUCGUUUCUGGCAAAGCUGCACAACCUGGGCGAGCAGCGUGAGGCACCCAUCUAUGUCAUCUAUCCGAACUAUGCGCUGCCCGAUCUCGGCUUUGUGAAGACCAACACCAGCACCGAGGUUAUCUUCUCGCCGUUCAACUAUAAGAUGACACUGGAGAAUGCUGGCGGCAUUUCCAGCUCGAGUGGUUCGCUGAAGAAGCAACGCAGCAGCCAGAGCAUCAAUGAGCAGGAAAUGUUCAAGACAUUAGACUACAAGCACAUUGCGGACUGGCAUUCUCUGGCUACGCUGCUGCCCGUGGAGUAUCGCCGGCGAUUGCAACACAUUCCUGAGGUGCGACAGAUAUCCGGGCAACUGGAUGCGGAGCUGUCGCAGCGACCACUCUUCUGUAUGUCGCCGCCCAUUCGCCGCAAUCGGUCGAAUGUAUGCGAUUGUGCCAAGAACUUGCAGCAGCAGCAGACCCAACAGACCAUGGAUGAGGCAUCCAGUUCGGGUUCUAGUCAACCCCCCAGCUCCGGCUAUCGUGGCUCGUCCACGCUGCUCACCGACUCCGAAAUGGAUGCCGAUCCGCUCAAGCAAAUGUACGUGUAUCAGUAUGAGCAACAGCGCAUGGAUUCGGGUGCAGAGAUGAGCCCGGCCAGCCGACAGUCGAGUCAGCCGCACACUCCAUCGCAUCCCAUGCCGCGCAGCAUUCUACGCAAAGCGAACUCGACGCAGGCGCGAUCCAAGCGUAACUCCAUGAUUGAGGCCAAGCAAACGCAGCAGCUGACCAAGCUGGAGAAGCGUCGCAGUCUACAGGAGCCGCCCUACAACUAUGCGCUCGGCUCCACGGACGAGCUGGCCGAGGUCUUUGAAGAGGAGGAGCAUGCGGUGCAGACACAGCCGCCAACGAAGCAGCGAUUGUCGCGCAAGGAUCUCGAUGCGCGUGCCAGGGCUGAGAAUUUCCUCGCUUCAUUGCCGCGUUCCGAGCUCAAGUAUUACGCGGAGAUUGCGUCGAUUCUAGAGUCUUCCGGUGAGCAGGUGCAAUACGAUGCGGCGGCACUCAAGAAGGAGGUCAGUCGUGUACUUAGCCAGCAGAAGAAGGUGUCAUUUAACGACGUUGCAGCCGCAACCGAGUCGGAGCUGCAACAGCAGCAGCACGCCAAACGCUUCUCAACGCCGCCCAAUUCGCCGAACAUUUCCAUUGCGGCGCUGCAGCGACGCGAGACAUUGGAUGUGCAGGAGCAGCGCAAGAUUGAGACGAAUCGCUUCAAGCGGCUGCAGAUCCAAUGGGAGCUGAUGAGCAAGGAUUCCAGCAUGCUCAAAGAGUUGGCCAGUGAGCAUGCAACCAAAAGUGGUGGCUCCACGCCCACGUCAACCAACUCGACGGUUUCCAAUUCAGCACAAAAGUCGCGCAUACCACGCCCAGUUAGCUAUCCAGCGGGAAGAAGUCCUCGGUCCAGUGUCACCAAUAUGAAUCCCUCUCCUGCUCGUGUCGCAGUCACGGCCGCGGCCAAAGCCAACGUCACACCGACACGUGCACCAAAGACUGUCACAACGAAAUCUAAAAAUUCGCCCGCUAAUCUUUCCUCCUCCCCACAAAUCUGCAGAGUCAGCAGCGCACAGGAUGCAGCUAGCAGUGGCAAGUGCAGCACUCGAUCGCCCAGUCGCAUUGUGCAACCGAAACGUUAUAGUCUCGCCGGCCCGCCAUCAGCAAACCCAACAGCAACCACUCCCACAUCUGCUGGUCGUGCACGCACACCAAUAAGUCGAGCUGGAUCCGCGGCGACCGCACCGAAUACACCCAAAAGACAGAGUGUCGCCCAGUCAUCCAGACCGACUUCAAGAGUGCGUUAGGAUCAACACAGGCGUUGCAACAAUUGGCAUUAGUCAGGGAUCAAUAUCGUUCUAUCGAGAUCCGCAAUCCACAUCUACAUCCAAAUUCCCAAAACAAAAAAAGAAAACUCAAAACAUAUUAACAAAGAACAAUGAGACAUUGUAUAAAAACUAGUUAUAAGGCUUUGUGCGGCUCUUCUGCUUAGUUGGCCUGACCUUGGCAGCCUAAAAAGUGAUAACAACAAACAUAGAGAAAGAUCUGAGAGAUAUAGACAGAGGGAGAAGAGCGAAGGAGCAGAAGAAUAACGGCCAGUGGUCAGUCGCAAGUGCUAGUAUUUUUUGAUUGAUUUAAGUUGCAAAAUGCGAACUGCAAUAGCGGAAGGUAGCUAAAUUUCUUUUUUAUAAUUACUAUACAAACAAAACCGCAAUUAAAAAAACAUAUUUUGAUGUAUAUAUAUACAGACAGAGACUCACUCACACAAACACAAAGAAACACGAGCGCAUACUUAAACGUUAUUUCCAUUAGCUAAUCAAAGAUACAAUAACAGACAACAAUACAUAAAUAUAUAUUAUAUAUGAGACAAAAAUUUAUAUAAUAUGCGUAUACAUGAAAUACAUAGUGUGAGUAAAUACGAAUCAGGACAACAACAAAAGUGAAAAUGAUAUGGAUAAACAAAAUAAUUAUUUACCAGGCGAGAAAUAUGAAGAGCUCAAACAAUGAUUAGAAAAUGGUUUAAGCCCCGCGACAUUAUGAUUUGCAUUAAUUGAUUUCCAAAAGACUUUCAAACUGCGAAUAGCUGCGAUUUUGUUAAUGACUUUAUUGUUUGACACAACUGCAAAAUAUGAUUCUUUUUUAUGAUUUGGCGUUUUUAUUUGCGAGACGUGGUUAUAUUACCUGCUUUUGCUGCAUAGUCUUAAGUUAAAAGUGAUUUCAAAUUGUACUAUAUACUUUAAUCUAUUACUAUCUAUGAUUUGUACUUUAAUCCUAUCCAUCUACUAUCUAUCUAUCUAACAAACUAUCGUGUCUAGAACGGAAACAACUCUUGCUAUUAAUUACUGGAAGACAUAAUUUAUACUUUAAGCUUAAAUUUAACCACUUUUGUAUCCUUAAUUGUAUAGACAUUUUUAUUGUAUAUCUUCUAUAUAUACAAACCAACACACACAUAUUGUAUUGUAUUUGCGGGUGAGAUGUAUCACGAUAAGGAUAUGCGGGAAAAAUAAUUAUAUAUAUACAUAAAAAUAUAUAUAUUAAAUCUAAACAAAAAAUCAACAAAAUCAGACAACAAAAAAUGUAUAAAACACACAAAAAAAAUCAAUAAAAAUAUUAAUAAAGAAAAAGUAUUAUCAAAA
Molecule: messenger RNA, 7283 nt
Organism: Drosophila sulfurigaster albostrigata
Lineage: Eukaryota; Metazoa; Arthropoda; Insecta; Diptera; Drosophilidae
Product: probable serine/threonine-protein kinase DDB_G0282963
Exons: 6
Coding region: 441-5954 (1837 amino acids)
Source: RefSeq, a predicted model, not a curated record